AUCAAAAUUGAAACAACGCGGACGACAAAACGGUCAGAACGGAACGCCAAGCGUGGAAAGAAUUUCAUAAUCAAAAGUUAAUCAAACGCUAAUCGCAAGCAAGAAACAAAAACAAUCAGUGCCAAAAGCCAUAAAAGAAACUAAUUGCCAAGCCAAAAGUGUCAAGCCAAGUGGAAGCUAACAGCUCGAAAAUUUCGCAAAAGCCGUCAAGCAAUCAAACCGCCAAACACAUCAACAAAAUGGUAGUCGAGGAGACCUGCACCAUGCACUUGGAUAUGGAUCUGGAGCUGGAAAUCGAUAUGGCCAUGGAGUGCGCCCCCAUCGGUCGCACUGUUAAAUCGGCCCUUGUCAGGGCCCAAAGCGAGUCCCGGGUGAUCGUGGGACUGUCUGCUGCCAUCAAUGUGCUCUCCAAGUCACCGGAGGGCUCGCUCUUUUGCCUGAUGGCGGUGCCCAAGGACGGCGAUUCUGCCACCCACAUGCACGAGGUGCUGCUGGAGGCCUUCUGCUACGAGAACGACAUCUAUGUGAUCAAGGUGGACGAUGCCACCAAGCUGAGCCGCAUCCUCGGCCAGGAGACUGUGGAGUCGUGCUGCCUGGUGCAAAAGACCUGGGCCGGCAACCUGCAGGACGAGGAGGAGGAGCAGCUGACCAAAGCCGAGAACCAACUGGUCGACUACUGCGAGGCCCACUGGGACGCACCCCAGCAUCCCAUUGUCCAGCUGCCGGCUGUGUAAGCGGGUGUGAGCGAGACAGCCAUUCAUGAUUGAACUGAACUGAGCCCCGCAGACAGUGGGCCAAACACGGUUUAAAGCAGAUAAAAAAAAUAACAAGAAAUAACCUGUUGCUGGAGGUUGACGUACUCGUUACCGAGAAUGUCUUGGAGAGUUCCUGAGGGAAACCGACGUUCCGGAGCCUGAUGCGGCCACCAUGUAUACAUAGGAUAUUUAUAUAUACCCUUAUAUAACUGUAUAUAUAGAGAAGAGAUUGAUAAGCCAGCGCCUUGGCGAAUAAUGGAAACUGAAAGGCGACCUUCGCGGCAGCAACUGCGGCAGCGAAUGCAGUAGAACCUGCAGCGGAGACACCCGCGGAAGUCACACACACACACGCAGAUCAUCCAACACAUACUGAAGCGCGUGACCAGCUGCUGCUUUGGAGCCCAUACACCCCGAACAC
Molecule: messenger RNA, 1173 nt
Organism: Drosophila bipectinata
Lineage: Eukaryota; Metazoa; Arthropoda; Insecta; Diptera; Drosophilidae
Gene: Gadd45
Product: Growth arrest and DNA damage-inducible 45
Biological process (GO): regulation of cell cycle
Cellular component (GO): nucleus; cytoplasm
Source: RefSeq, a predicted model, not a curated record